Messenger RNA from Lycium ferocissimum, 497 nucleotides. RefSeq lists its product as uncharacterized. The record is from RefSeq and is a predicted model, not a curated record. Lineage: Eukaryota; Viridiplantae; Streptophyta; Magnoliopsida; Solanales; Solanaceae. Gene Ontology annotation, molecular function: structural constituent of ribosome. Gene Ontology annotation, biological process: translation. The coding region runs from base 98 to 280 and encodes 60 amino acids. Gene Ontology annotation, cellular component: large ribosomal subunit; ribosome. The transcript has 2 exons.
CUUACACUUUAGAUUUUACCAUUUUCAUUUUACAACUUUGGCUGCUGCUCCAUCUGCCGGCUGUUGCUAUAUUCUUUAAUUUCUUAUUAAAUAGCUAAUGGGUGACAAGAAGAAGGCUGGCGCUCUAUUUGUGAGGCUUGUUUCAGCUGCUGGAACUGGAUUUUUCUAUGUGAAGAAGAAGACCAAAAAGCUUCAAACGAGUCAAACUAAGCUUGAGUUUAGAAAGUUUGAUCCUCGUGUGAAUCGUCAUGUUUUGUUCAAGGAAGAAAAGAUGAAGUGAUACAAAAGCCAAACUUGUGCCAAAUCCUCUUUAACUGUUAGGUUUCAUUUUUGUAGCACCAGAUGUGAAAUUAGAUGAGAGAACCUUUGCCCCACUUGUGCCACAACAAUAAGGUUAGGUUAUUUUAGUUCUAUCAUCUAUUUAUGUAAUUCUCUGAAUUCGUUCGUGAUCAUGUUGCAUGAAACAUAGUUAUAGAAGAGUAACUUUGAACGGACAA